Messenger RNA from Colletotrichum gloeosporioides, 690 nucleotides. RefSeq lists its product as uncharacterized. The record is from RefSeq and is a predicted model, not a curated record. NCBI's taxonomy places the organism in Eukaryota, Fungi, Ascomycota, Sordariomycetes, Glomerellales, Glomerellaceae. The coding region runs from base 1 to 690 and encodes 229 amino acids. The transcript has a single exon.
AUGGAAGAGUUUGAAGAAGAAGAUAUUCGUCUACUGGGGUCUUUUCUAGGCCACAAGGCGCACAAGGAGCAUCGCCGUCGACGGCUAUGCGGCCUUCUCAGCUGGGAAACCGUGGCUGCCCUCGGAUCGGUCUCUGUGCUUGCCGCCGUCUUCUACCUGCUCCGAUCUGCACCCUUCACGGAUGGGCGACCGUUCGAGAGUAAACAAGAUCCUCUCGCAGUGGGACCGCAAUGCGGCCCAUCAUGGACGCAGGCUGAGGCCGCUGGGUGCGUGUACGACCUGCUGAUGAGUGCCUGGGUGCCCCCGCAUUGUCACGACGCAGAGCUCUAUCGCCAAUACGUGGCGGACGUCAACAGCACUUUCUAUUUUGACCGGCAGCAGGAGAGCCGCGUCGCGUGGGACGUCGUUCUGAGCGGCCGCCAUCCUAGUUCGGGGCUCUGGACCGACGGCGGAUUUCACCAUCUACACUGCACCUACAUCUGGGAACGCCAGCACCGCGCCUACACGCAUGCCGCUGCUACCGGGGAGCCAAUGGUUCUUGAUUCACACUGCCGGAACCACACGCACACGUUGCACUGCAUCUGGUGGAAUGGACGACCGAGGGCGUGGGAGAUCAAUUGGCCUAACAUCACACGCAUCUACCCUCCUAGAGAACCGAUACGGUGCCUGAUCGAUGUGAUCGAUGUCUAG